Oryzias melastigma (Indian medaka) is the source of this 5969-nucleotide messenger RNA. It is a transcript of the gene lonrf4, whose product is annotated as LON peptidase N-terminal domain and ring finger 1. The record is from RefSeq and is a predicted model, not a curated record. The coding region runs from base 708 to 2465 and encodes 585 amino acids. Gene Ontology annotation, molecular function: protein binding. NCBI's taxonomy places the organism in Eukaryota, Metazoa, Chordata, Actinopteri, Beloniformes, Adrianichthyidae. The transcript is spliced from 12 exons.
UUCUUUAGUUUUUUACCAACACAGUCACACUGACAAUUGUGACAAUUUACCGUGUUGUAUAUUUUUCAUUAAUACUAGUAAAUAAAGAAGGACUUUAGUCUCCGAAGUUGUGUUAUGAAACUCAGGAUCCUUGGGUUUCACAACAGGGCUAAAAGCUAUCCUCUUGUCCAAUCAGAGCGCACGCUGCUGCGUCACGUGACUUUUAUUUAUGUAAUGUAAUGGUGUUACACAGUAACCUAGCUUCGUGGCUUUGGAUAGCUCCCGACAUGGGUUAAAAGCGGACACAGACUUUAAAAAAAAUUGAAGAAAAAACAAAAAAGGAGCUCCUCUGUGGAUUAAUUUCUUUGUUUUUGGGGGUGCUGUCUUUGGAGUUUGAGCCGUCGAGGGAAGAGAGCCGCGUGCUGGACUGUGGAAGCUGCUUGAAUUAAACCUGUCUGUAAAGGGAAGAUGCUUUUUGUUUGGAACAAAAGACUGUGCGGCGACUCCAACGAUAAUGUCGGGGAAAGACUUUUUUGCGAAAAGUAAAUCCGUGAGAUGAUAUUACGGAGACUCUUGAGAAAGUAGAGUAGCAGAAAGAAAGUGUUUUUUGUCAAGUGCAAUAAUUAAAAUACUGAUAAUAAUAAAACCAGAGACGUCCUGUCUGUCUGGGUACAUUUGACGUAAGUUUUCCUCGUGUGACAUCGUUUUGGUGACAUAACCCGUCCACCAUGGACCUGCUGGAGUGUCCUCUCUGCCUCUUCCUGAUGUGCGAGCCCGUGACCAUGUCGUGCGGCCACACGUUCUGCCGGAGGUGCGUCGGAGGUUACCUCCCGUCCAAAUGCCCCAUGUGCAAGGAGCGGUUGAAACAGAAGGACGUGAAGGGCAUGAAGAACAACGUGCUGCUGAUCAGCGUCGUCGAGAAAUGCUACCCCGAAGAGACCCGAGUGAAGUGCCAAAUCCAGGAGAAGCUCAAAGCCAACGAGUUCGCCGAAGCUCUGCGCAUGACCAAUGAGGAGCUGCGCUUAGCUCCAGAUGCUCAGAGUUUCAGGUUGUACAGGGUCGAGGCCAACUGGGGCUUGCAGCGUUUCUCUGACGCUCUGACGGACCUCGAUUACCUCUGCUGCCUUCACCCCAACUGGACGGAGGGCUUCUUCCGGAAAGGGAAUGUGCUGUUGGAAAUGGGUCAGCAGAGAGAAGCUCUCGUCCAGUUCCAGCGUUGCCUAAAGCUUCACGCCGACUUUGGUCCUGCAAAGACUCAGAUCAAAAAGAUCCUGGAGGUGGAGGGAGUAGUGGUGCCAGAAGACGUGUCCUGCAUCCUGCAGGUGGUCUCAGAUUACCUAAAGGUGUCCUGUCCCAUCACAAGCCUCAGCAGCUCCCAGGGGCCGAUGCAGAGCGAAGGCAAACACCCGCUCAGAGAGAGGAGAGAGGCACAACAGGGGAAGCAUGAGUCCGGCUCCGAAUGCUGCCUUAGCCUCUGCCAAGCUGUUUCUUUCCUUCCUGCUUCAGAGGAGGAUGAAGAGAUGAUGAGGAAGGAGGAACAACACUGUAGAAGUGAAAUGAAGGAGCAUUCAGAAGAAAGGCUGAGUGUUCUCACUGUGUCCGACUUCGAGUGUCCUCUCUGCAUUAGGUUGUUUUUUGACCCGGUUACAACUCCCUGUGGCCACACCUUCUGCAAAAACUGCAUUGAGAGGAGUCUGGACCACAACCUCCGCUGUCCACUCUGUAAACAGCCGUUGCAGGAGUACCUAAAAAACAGGAAGUAUAACCCGACAAUCGUCCUUAAAGACUUCCUGAACCAGCUUUUCCCAUCUCAACUGGCUGAAAGGAAACAAGUCCACGAGGCGGAGAUGGCUGAGCUCUCUAAUCUCACCAAGGACAUCCCUAUUUUCGUCUGCACGGUGGCCUACCCGGGAGUGCCCUGCCCCCUGCACAUCUUUGAACCUCGAUACCGGCUGAUGAUGCGGCGCUGCAUGGAGACCGGCACCAAGAAGUUUGGCAUGUGCAGCUAUGAGCACGGAAAAGGAUUUGCAGAUUAUGGCUGCAUGCUGGAGAUCCUCGAUCUGGAGCUGCUACCUGAUGGACGCUCUUACGUGGAAACUGUAGGGGGCAGCAGAUUCCGGGUGCUCAAAAGAGGCCAGAGGGAUGGCUACCAUACAGCAGACAUCGAGUUCCUGGAGGACGUUAAGGUUGAUGGAAGUGAGCUGGAGCUUCUGCAGCAUCUUCACGACAGCGUGUACCAGCAGGCUCAGGAUUGGUACCAGCGCCUGGGAAGCCGCACCCGCGAGCAGAUCAACCGUCAGCACGGCAGGAUGCCUGAAAAAGAGGAGGACAUUCAGGUCUCAUCCAACGGCCCAGCAUGGUGCUGGUGGCUGCUGUCGGUCCUCCAGCUGGACCCCGCCUAUCAAACCACUGUCCUGUCACUGACCUCGCUCAAAGACCGCCUGGGCCACCUCCGCCUCGUGCUGGAGUACUUCUCUCAGAGCUAGAACCGGAGCGCACAGAGCGCCGCGUCCACGGAAACCCGUUUUUAUGCACGCACAAUUCACAGAGGGACUGUUUUGACCACCUGGUCAGACGUGGCUUUCCUGCAGAACACGGCAUGCUUUCUUGUCGUUUUUCACACCGCAGUAAUUCUAAGAAUACAAGCCGUUUCGGUCGUACCUUUAAAAGUUGACCAAAGAUGCUUCUUAUUUUGGGUCAGCGUGGAAUAAAUCAGUCCUCGUAUAAAAUAGUACUUCAAAGGGAAAGUGGGUGACACUAUUUCUCAUUAUACACACAAAAAAAGACAUUGAAACGAACUAGUACAGAUGUGUAUGCUGCGUUUCUUCACUUAGGCUCUUUCUUUGAACCGUUUGGAGAUAUAAAUAGUGUGUAGAGGUUUUGGUGGAAAUCUCCUUCUGUUCUCUGUGCCCAUUGAAUGCAGGCACUUCUUUCUCGCCUUUUUUUUUGUCAAUUGGCCUUGGCAGCCGUUAAGUGUUGCUGAUUUUAUACUUAAAUAUAAAUAAUCUCAUUUUCUCCACCCCCCCAAUCAUCGUUUUAGAGUUUGCAAUAACAAUAAUAAUACUUUUGCAUGACAGCAGCUGGGGGAUCUCUUUAUAGUGAAUGAAAGCUGCCGUCUGGUGAAUAUUUUUCUAACUGUCUUGUGGUUAACAGCCUCUUUGUUAUAAGGAGAACAUGUGGUCAGUGAGCCUGACGACCUCUGAUUUAUAUAGUCUGUGGUCAAAUAUCAAAUCCUGUGCUUGUGUCGGUUUUUUACUAGUUAUCAUUUUCACCAGCUAAUUAUUAUUAUUUUUUUAGCAUUAAUGAUAACUGUACAGUUUGCUCCAUUUUGACACAACAGUGUUUGAUGCUGGGACAGCUGUAAGAUACUAUGUCACUGUGGUUCGUCUAAGACUGAGUCCCUCCCCUCUGAGGCCACUGUAAACCUACCUCCACUGCUCUGUCUCCGCGUCAGUCAGGCUUGUGCAUCAGCUGACCCCCCUCUGGUUCGGUGACCCCUCUGCAAGUCUUAGAGCUCCUGGAUUGUGUGACUUUCGCUGCCACAUUCCAAUGGAAUGUUAAACUGGCAAAGUUGUCUAUCCUCAAUUCAUCAACUAAUACGGGCUUAACUGGGUGAUUUUUAUUAUUUUUUUCUCUUUGAUAAAAUGUGCCAUUGAUAUAUAUUCUGUUAUUUGCUUGUAGAAAUAAUUUAAGAUGUGUUUUUACGUGUUUCAUGGAGCUGUAUCUCUUACAGACAUAUCACAACUGUCCAGAAAAAAAAAAAGAAACUCUUACAGUUUGUACAGAUUGCAGCGCUGCUGGUAUGAAAAUCUGAAUCUCUCUCUGAAAGAGGAGUGAACAACAGAGCUGAGGUCACAAUACGCUUCAUUUCUGAACUUUGUGAAGGGAAAACCUCACCCCGUUUAAGCUAGCACAACUCAUAAAGGGACCGACUUUUUUUUUUUUUCUUUUACAUUUUUCAAUGACAGUCGAAGCAUCAUAGAUAAACACACAAAUAGUUUGUGAUGAUGUUUCUGCUACUGUCCUUAUCCACAUCAAUUCUUUUUUUUUUAUUAUUAUUUUUAUUCAAACUUGCCAACCUUCUACAUCGAUCUCAGCCAUCAGUUUCACAUUUGUUUACUUGGGUUACCAGAGAAUGUAAAGGUGUCAUUUCUGCACUGCUGUGUGAUUUCCUUCAUAAGACUAUUUUAAAAAAAAUCACUCCAUAUAUUUUUGCAUGCAUAAGCCAUUUUUUUUCUAAUUAUUCUCUAUUUUCUGAUUUAAAAAAGAAAUGACAAGUUUUGCUGCAGAUUUUCUGCAUUUGUUUGCUCCCUUUGAAGCCGUGCCAGAUGUCCGUAGACUUAAGCUUUGCUGUUAUUUGACGUUUAGGAAAAAUGUCCCCACUUUGAAACCAUUUGAUCCAUAUUAUUUAACACUCAGAACAUCAGGCGACCCACUUUUUAGCUAGGAGAUUUGGCACUUUUAGGAAAAGUUGUGGAAAAGCAACCUGGUGGCGUUCUGCACCCAACGCCAGUUAAAGCCCUGAAAGUGCAGCACUUUCUGUGUGAAUUAAUUUGCAUUCAUUCCUCCACAUUCGAUUGUUUUGAUCUAAUUACUGUUUACUUGCUUACUGCCUGGAUGACUUUUUAAGUGUUAUGAAUAAAGAUUUUCAGAGCAAGUCGUGAUUAAUGGGUGUUUAAUGUGUGUAGGUAAUUAAAAAAAGUCCAAAAGUUGAUGAUUUAAGAGUCAAAUAAUUACUCAGAUGAUCUGGAAAAAAAGUUUUUUAUUUUUUAACUUCUAAAGUUGGAAAUUCCCAUGAAUUGACUUUGAAUUUGAUUAAUUUAAAGCAAUCAAAACGAAAGAAGACAAACAAAAUACAUAUAUCUCUAUACAUAAAUAUAUCAAUUGUGACUUGAUUGAAAAAAUAAAAGUAGACUUUGACAUUAACACAGAUCCAACAACUUAAAUCCAAUUUCCAAGUAGAGUGAAUUUUCUAGCUUUUCCUGCCUGAGAAAAGUGAGAAGCAGCUGAUUUGCUGAGAAUCAUCUGACUCCUGGGUGAUAAAAACAGCUAUAUGGUUGAAAAAAGUUUUAUCACAUUUGAUUUUGUAAAAUAUUUACUUUAGCAAAAGUAUAAUUUGCUCUAAUUAAGUCAAUGUUCUCAUCCGGACAAGCAAAAAUACAUGUACAUGGAGUUAGACAACUGACCACCAGGGGGCAGUCUGAACCUGUGUCUAAAUAAAAUGCUAACUUCACUCCAGUUUUGAAGUUUUUCUAGUUUUUUUCGAACUAUAUAGACUCAAAGUGAUCUCACUCUAAAAUAUGAUUUUAAGUCAGAAGUGGCCUGCAGAGAAAUGCAAUAAAUUAAUAACAGAGGGUUAAAAAAAAAAGAAAAAAAGCAAAGCGAGAGUGGAUGACAGUAUAUUUUCAUGAACCACAUUUUCUUUGAACAUGAAUUUGAAUUUGAAUGAAAGAGAAGUGUGCGGCAGAGGCGAGGUGCGUUUCUGCCAGCAUGCUCUGCAUAGGAAGCAGCGGGAUAAAAAGGGGUUUCGCCGGCUUUAGCCGGGUUCUGUAAUGCAGCUCAAUGUCUACAUCAAAGCCAUUACAUUUGAAGAACGCCACAGCUUUUCUGUUCUAAAUUGAUCCAUCGGCUCACUCUGACUCCCUGCUUGUGUAUGACUGAGUAAGGAUGACAGGCGUUUUGUAGGAGUUAUCACAAAGGGGAGGGGAGGGGGAGAGACCGGCUGUGUCUCUAUUGGUGUGGGUGUUUGUGUGUUCUUGUGUCUCUGCUGCCAUGAGGGCUACUUAACUCAAAAGAUGAGAAGAAUCCUCAACAUAAUGCAUGUCUUACUAGUUUAAAGAGCAUGGGAGUCCGGGAGAGGGGUUAGAAUUUAUCCAUCUGUGAUUAACACGACAGAUAAAACAUCCAAAUCCACAUAAGUGUGUGGAUCUGUCCUCCACAGCUAUGGAGAAAUUCAUCUGUGCUUUCUCAGAAAUCAAGGGAACAACACC